Molecule: messenger RNA, 2172 nt
Organism: Aspergillus ibericus CBS 121593
Lineage: Eukaryota; Fungi; Ascomycota; Eurotiomycetes; Eurotiales; Aspergillaceae
Product: putative MFS monosaccharide transporter
Exons: 7
Coding region: 1-2172 (723 amino acids)
Biological process (GO): carbohydrate transport; transmembrane transport
Cellular component (GO): membrane
Molecular function (GO): carbohydrate:proton symporter activity
Source: RefSeq, a predicted model, not a curated record
AUGAAAGCCCACUCACCCAUCACAACCGUCAACAUUCCUUCCACGACGUCUUCAGCCCAUACUCCUUCGAACAUACCUUUGCAAAGUCUACAUCUUCGUUCUCAGUCUUCUUCUUCCAAGGCAGUUGAGUAUAUCAGUGACAGGGGCAGUCGACGCUCCUCUGUGUCAUCCCCUCACUCCACUGGGCCUGAACCUUUCACCUGGACUGACAGUGGAGACCUGGCCGAACAACUUACAGAUGCCGAAGAUCCUCCUCGAAGCCGCCUCAUAAACUCUUUAGAUUGUGAGAGCUCUAAUCAAGCGAAGUCGAGUGUGCGGGUAGGGAAACAAAAGCGUGUUCGCUGCCCAGACCGGCCUGGCAUUGGCGAAGACGACAUUGAGAAGAUUGAGAUACCUUGUCCUCCGCUUCGGAAAAUCUCACGGGCAGAGCGCCUAUUAGCCACCAUAAUGUCCCCGAACGGUCAGCAGAACGCGCAGAUACAUGGCUUGGUGGGGAAACCAUUGCUAUACUUCACGAGUGUUUUUGUGUCUCUGGGCGUGUUCCUUUUUGGAUAUGACCAGGGUGUUAUGUCUGGAAUUAUAACAGGUUGGUAUUUCAAGGAUUAUUUUAACCAACCCUCGCGAGCUGCAAUCGGUACAGUCGUUGCAAUUCUUGAAGUUGGAGCCUUCAUAUCGUCCUUACUCGUCGGCCGAAUCGGAGACUUAAUAGGGCGUCGCAAAACGAUCCUAUAUGGCUCCAUAGUUUUUUUCAUAGGUGGAGCAUUGCAGGCCUUUGCUACGGGGUUGCCUAUGAUGAUGGCCGGUCGUAUAGUAGCAGGCUUGGGCGUCGGAGCAUUAUCGACAAUUGUGCCUGUCUAUCAAUCUGAGAUAUCGCCUCCGCACAGCCGCGGAAAACUAGCAUGUAUCGAGUUUACGGGAAAUAUCUCCGGAUACGCGGCCAGUGUCUGGGUGGAUUAUCUCUGUAGCUUUAUAGAUAGUAAUUACUCAUGGCGCAUACCGUUGCUGUGCCAGUGCAUCAUGGGUGCUCUCCUUGGUGUGGGAAGCCUCAUUAUUUGCGAAUCGCCAAGAUGGCUAUUGGACAACGACUAUGAUGAAGAGGGCAUGGUUGUCAUCGCAAACCUCUACGGAAGUGGGGACCUGCACAACGACAAAGCCAGACAAGAGUAUAGAGAGAUCAAGAUGAACGUUCUGCUCCAGAGACAAGAAGGUGAGCGAUCGUACAGUGACAUGUUCAAGCGUUACUACAAACGUGUCUUGAUAGCCAUGUCGGCACAAGCCUUGGCUCAGCUCAACGGUAUCAACGUUAUCUCAUAUUACGCCCCUCUUGUGUUCGAAUCGGCAGGAUGGGCUGGCCGUGACGCUAUCCUGAUGACUGGGAUUAACGCGAUCUCAUAUCUGGCCUCUACUGUUCCUCCAUGGUAUCUAGUGGAUCGCUGGGGAAGGCGACCCAUCCUACUCUCUGGCGCAGUUGCUAUGAUCAUUUCUCUUUCGUUGAUUUCAUACUUCAUAUAUAUCGAUGUUGUGGCCACACCGACCCUCACCGUCAUUCUUGUCAUGAUUUACAAUGCCGCGUUUGGUGCAUCGUGGGGUCCCAUACCAUGGCUCUACCCUCCGGAAAUCUUGCCCUUGAGUAUUCGUGCAAAGGGUGCAAGUCUCAGUACAGCCACAAACUGGGCUUUUAAUUGGCUUGUCGGAGAGGUCACACCUGUCCUUCAAGCUGCUAUUAAGUGGCGACUUUACCUUGUGCAUGCCUUCUUUUGUGCCUGCAGCUUUGUUCUAGUCUACUUCCUAUAUCCAGAGACAAGCGGGGUCCGCUUAGAGGACAUGAAUCUGCUAUUUGGGGAUGCGACUACUGCUAUGCCUACGCCAGCAACCCAGGGAGAGCGUGGCUCCCUUAUGAGUGCAGGCUCGCCUGUGCCCUCACUCGACAUCAGACGCCAGUAUGGCCAUCUAGGAGCAGAUAGUGCUAUUCCGGGAUUGGACAUUGACCCACCAAAUGUAAGUUCUACUGCAAACACUAAGCCUCCCAGGCCCGGUUUCCGGGAGGAUACUACUAGCCGACCCGAGGGCUUUGGUGGUUGGAUAUCGAAGAUGAUUACUCGACAUCACGGACCGAGAUUACCGGGACAGAACAGCCAAUAUAGACGUCUCGGGCAGGAGGAGAAUGAGUAG